Molecule: messenger RNA, 26811 nt
Organism: Coregonus sp. 'balchen'
Lineage: Eukaryota; Metazoa; Chordata; Actinopteri; Salmoniformes; Salmonidae
Source: the annotation of a GenBank genome assembly
GUUCUGACACAGCCAAAGGAGAAGGGAGCGAUGAGGACGAUGACAAUGAGUUCUUUGACGCCAUGGAAGAGGCCCCUGAGUUCAUCACUGUGCCUGCAGACCCCCAGUUCCACAAGUCUGUGUACUCUUUCAUCACUGUUUUCACUCUCCUCUCCUUCUGAUUGGUCAACCGGUUGUGCUCUUGAAGUCAUCAGUUUUUCAUGUCUCUUCUCUAAGUAUUAAUGGAGAGAACUGAAACAUCUCUGAUCUCAGCAUAUUCACAGGCAAAUAAACACCAUAUCAGGUUCCGGAAUUUGCUGUGAUUGAUCAAUUCGCUACGGUAAAGGUGCAUGAAGAUGUCAGAAUUCAAAUCAAAUCAAAUCAAAUGUUAUUGGCCACAUGCGCCGAAAACAACAGGUGCAGACAGUACAGUGAAAUGCUUACUUACAGCCCUUAACCAACAGUGCAUUUAUUUUUAAUAAAAAAGUAAAAUAAAACAACAACAAAAAAGUGUUGAGAAAAAAAAAGAGCAGAAGUCAAAUAAAAUAACAGUAGGGAGGCUAUAUAUACAGGGGGGUACCGGUGCAGAGUCAAUGUGCGGGGGCAGUUGAGGUAGUUAAAGUAAUAUGUACAUGUGGGUAGAGUUAAAGUGACUAUGCAUAAAUAAUGAACAGAGUAGCAGCAGCGUAAAAAGAUGGGGUGGGGGGGCAGUGCAAAUAGUCCGGGUAGCCAUGAUUAGCUGUUCAGGAGUCUUAUGGCUUGGGGGUAGAAGCUGUUGAGAAGUCUUUUGGAUCUAGACUUGGCACUCCGGUACCGCUUGCCGUGCGGUAGCAGAGAGAACAGUCUAUGACUAGGGUGGCUGGAGUCUUUGACAAUUUUGAGGGCCUUCCUCUUGACACCGCCUGGUAUAGAGGUCCUGGAUGGCAGGAAGCUUGGCCCCAGUGAUGUACUGGGCCGUACGCACUACCCUCUGUAGUGCCUUGCGGUCAGAGGCCAAGCAGUUGCCAUACCAGGCGGUGAUGCAACCAGUCAGGAUGCUCUCGAUAGUGCAGCUGUAGAAUAUUUUGAGGAUCUGAGGACCCAUGCCAAAUCUUUUCAGUCUCCUGAGGGGGAAUAGGCUUUGUCGUGCCCUCUUCACGACUGUCUUGGUGUGUUUGGACCAUGAUAGUUCGUUGGUGAUGUGGACACCAAGGAACUUGAAGCUCUCAACCUGUUCCACUACAGCCCCGUCGAUGAGAAUGGGGGCGUGCUCAGUCCUCUUUUUUUCCCUGUAGUCCAAAAUCAUCUCCUUUGUCUUGGUCACGUUGAGGGAGAGGUUGUUAUCCUGGCACCACACGGCCAGGUCUCUGACCUCCUCCCUAUAGGCUGUCUCAUCGUUGUCGGGGAUCAGGCCUACCACUGUUGUGUCGUCGGCAAACUUAAUGAUGGUGUUGGAGUCGUGCCUGGCCAUGCAGUCAUGGGUGAACAGGGAAUACAGGAGGGGACUGAGCACGUACCCCUGAGGGGCCCCCGUGUUGAGGAUCAGUGUGGCAGAUGUGUUGUUACCUACCCUUACCACCUGGGGGCGGCCCGUCAGGAAGUCCAGGAUUCAGUUGCAGAGGGAGGUGUUAAGUCCCAGGAUCCUUAGCUUAGUGAUGAGCUUUGAGGGCACUAUGGUGUUGAAUGCUGAGCUGUAGUCAAUGAAUAGCAUUCUCACGUAGGUGUUCCUCUUGUCCAGGUGGGAAAGGGCAGUGUGGAGUGCAAUAGAGAUUGCAUCAUCUGUGGAUCUGUUGGGGCGGUAUGCAAAUUGGAGUGGGUCUAGGGUUUCUGGGAUAAUGGUGUUGAUGUGAGCCAUGACCAGCCUUUCAAAGCACUUCAUGGCUACAGACGUCAGUGCUACGGGUCGGUAGUCAUUUAGGCAGGUUAUCUUAGUGUCCUUGGGCACGGGGACUAUGGUGGUCUGCUUGAAACAUGUUGGUAUUACAGACUCAGUCAGGGACAUGUUGAAAAUGUCAGUGAAGACACUUGCCAGUUGGUCAGCACAUGCUCGGAGUACACGUCCUGGUAAUCCGUCUGGCCCUGCGGCCUUGUGAAUGUUGACCUGCUUAAAAGUCUUACUCACAUCGUCUACGGAGAACAGCUGGUGCUCUCAUGCAUGCUUCAGUGUUGCUUGCCUCGAAGCGAGCAUAGAAGUGGUUUAGCUCGUCUGGUAGGCUUGUGUCACUGGGAAGCUCGCGGCUGUGCUUCCCUUUGUAGUCUGUAAUAGUUUUCAAGCCCUGCCACAUCCGACGAGCGUCAGAGCCGGUGUAGUACGAUUCAAUCUUAGUCCUGUAUUGACACUUUGCCUGUUUGAUGGUUCGUCGGAGGGCAUAGCGGGAUUUCUAAUAAGCGUCCGGGUUAGAGUCCCGCUCCUUGAAAGCGGCAGCUCUACCCUCAGUGCGGAUGUUUCCUGUAAUCCAUGGCUUCUGGUUGGGGUAUGUACGUACAGUCACUGUGGGGACGACAUCAUCGAUGCACUUAUUGAUGAAGCCAGUGACUGAUGUGGUGUACUCCUCAAUGCUAUCUGAAGAAUCCCGGAACAUGUUCCAGUCUGUGCUAGCAAAACAGUCCUGUAGCUUAGCAUCUGCGUCAUCUGACCACUUUUUUAUUAACCGAGUCACUGGUGCUUCUUGCUUUAGUUUUUGCUUAUAAGCAGGAAUCAGGAGGUUGUGGUCAGAUUUGCCAAAUGGAGGGCGAGGGAGAGCUUUGUAUGCGUCUCUGUGUGUGGAGUAAAUGUGGUCUAGAGUUUUUUUUUUCCUCUGGUUGCACAUUUAACAUGCUGGUAGAAAUUACGUAGAAUGGAUUUAAGUUUCCCUGCAUUAAAGUCCCCGGCCACUAGGAGCGCUGCCUCUGGAUGAGCGUUUUCCUGUUGACUUAUGGCCUUAUACAACUCAUUCAGUGCAAUCUUAAUGCCAGCAUUGGUUUGUGGUGGUAAAUAGACGGCUAUGAAAAAUAUAGAUGAAAACUCUCUUGGUAAAUAGUGUGGUCUACAGUUUAUCAUAAGAUACUCUACCUCAGGCGAGCAAAACCUUGAGACUUCCUUAGUAUUUGAUUUUGUGCACCAGCUGUUGUUUACAAAUAUACACAGACCGCCACCCCUUGUCUUACCGGAGUCAGCCGUUCUAUCCUGCCGAUGUAGCGUAUAGCCCGCUAGCUGUAUGUUAUCCAUGUCGUCGUUCAGCCACGACUCGUGAAACAUAAGAUAUUACAGUUUUUAAUGUCCCGUUGGUAGGAUAAACGUAAUCUUAGGUCAUCCAAUUUAUUUUCCAAUGAUUGAAGAUUGGCUAAUAGGAUUGAUGGGAGCGGCAGUUUACUCGCUCGCCGUCGGAUCCUUACAAGGCACCCCGACCUACGUCCACGAUAUCUCUGUCUCUUCCUCAUGCGAAUGACGGGGAUUUGGGCCUUGUCGGGUGUCUGUAGGAUAUCCUUCGCGGCCGCCUCGUUGAAGAACAAUUAUUUGUCCAAUACGAGGUGAGUAAUCGCUGUCCUGAUAUCCAGAAGCUCUUUUUGGUUAUAAGAGACGAUGGCGGAAACAUUAUGUACAAAAUAAAUUACAGAUAACACGGAAAAACACACAUAAUAGUACAAUUGGUUAGAGGGCUGUAAAACGGCAGCCAUCUUCUCCGGCGCCAUUCAAAUUCAGAUAUGAAGUCAUUGUUUUAGCACUAUUGAGAGCUUUUACUACAUUGUUCAAUGCACCAAUAAAUUAGCACAUUCUAAUUGUUUUAUUUUUCCAAUUCCCGGCAUCUUGGAGCUAAAAUUGGGAUCAUGUAAAUUUUGCUAAUGCCAAUACAAAAAAAAGAGUAACGGAGAGCAAUGAACAAUAUGACUAACUUAGCUACGAGGCAUUUGUGUUAAGUGCACCUCUGCUUUUGAUCAGCUUAUUUUUCAAUCAGACCUUGUGUAUUGAAUGGUUAACAUUAUAGUCAAAUAACCACAGUAUAUCACAUCAAUGUCAUGGUGAAAUAUUCUUUUUAUUUUUAUUUUUUAUAAACAAAUACAAUGACAACAACACGACAAAUACAACAACACUUAAGCAAGGCACGCGAGGCAGUGCUGUAUCAGGAAUACAGUCACAGGUAAAUGGCGGCGUUUGACCCGACGCAAUAGCGGAGGGCCAGUCAACCCAUUUACCUUUUGACUGUAUUCAUGAUACAGCACUGUCUCGCCUGCCUUCAUGCUUUUAUAGAACUGUUACCAACAUAUUAAAAUAACAAUGAAUUGCAUUCACCAGAAGAUAUAGUCCGGACAAAAAUCUGGUUGUUCUUUUGGUCAUGUUGCUACAGUCGUUAAUUCUUUUUGCAUAGUUGCUAUGCGAAAGGACUGAUCGUCCGUUCUAAACAAAAUGGUUGCUAUGUAGGCUGGUUAACGUUGUCGCUUGCUAGCUAACUAGCCAGCCAACUUCAGCUAACUCAGUCACAUCAAGCAUUGAACCUGGAAUGACAGGACACUAGCUAUAGCUAGAUAGAUUUAUUUAUUUGACAAUGUAAAACACAAUACAACCACACGUGGAUAAUGAAUUUAAAAUCAUAGAGGAUGACACAAAAAGUUUGAAAAUGUAUUUCCAUUGUGGUCUUAAAUAAAUGUUUACAAGCAACAUAGUAGGCCUACGCUACACAGUAGACCUAGCCUAAUAGGCAUACUUUGGUAACACAUAACCAAAAAAUGGAUAGGACGACAUUGUUAUAGCCAUAGAGUAUGACUCCCUCAGUAGAUCAGCCUUCUCAGGCUCCUAGUGAGUUAAGUGAUGGUUUUACGAUGGUGAUGCCAUGCAAACUUUAGCCAGCUAGCUAGCCAAAUCAGACAAAUAAAAUACAAUUUGAUUGGUCGCAUACAGAUAUUUACAUUUACAUUUUAGUCAUUUAGCAGACGGUCUUAUCCAGAACGACUUACAGUUAGUGAGUGCAUACAUUAUAUUUUUCAUACUGGCCCCCCGUGGGAAUCGAACCCACAACCCUGGCGUUGCAAACGCCAUGCUCUACCAACUGAGCUACAUCCCUGCCGGCCAUUCCCUCCCCUACCCUGGACAACGCUGGGGUCUCCCGGUCACGGCCGGCUACGACAGAGCCUGGAUUCGAACCAGGAUCUCUAGUGGCACAGCUAGCACUGCGAUGCAGUGCCUUAGACCACUGCGCCACUCGGGAGAGUGAUGUUAUUGCGGAUGUAGAGAAAUGCUUGUGUUCCUAGCUCCAACAGUGCAGUAAUAUCUAACAAUACACAACAAUACACUAAUCUAAAAGUAAAAUAAUGGAAUUAAGAAAUAUAGAAGUAUUAGGACGAGCAAUGUCGGAGUGUAAAUGUAUGUAUGUGAUGGGAUGUAUAGACAGUAUGUGGAUAGAAUAUAUACAUAUAUAUAUAUAUCUGAAGAAUACGUAGGAUAGAAUAGUAUUUGUACAGCAAUAGUUGAAUAGGAUGGCCUUGACUAGAAUACAGUAUAUACUCAUAUGAAAUGGGUAAAACAGAAUGUAAACAUUAUUAAAGGUGACCAGUGUUCCAUUAUUAAAGUGACCAGUGUUCCAUGGCUAUGUACACUGAACAAAAAUAUAAAUGCAACAAUUUCAAAAAAUUUACUGAGUUACAGUUCAGAUAAGUAAGUCAGUCAAUUGAAAUAAAUUCAUUACGCCCCAAUCUGUAGAUUUUACAUGACUGGGAAUACAGAUAUAUCUGUUGGUCACAGACCUCCAUUUGCCUCAUUCAGCGCAACACAUCUCCUUUGCAUAAAAUUGAUCAGUCUAUUGAUUGUGGAAUGUUGUCCCACUCCUCUUCAAUUGUUGUGCGAAGUUGCUGGAAAUUGGCGGGAACUGGAACACGCUGUCGUAAACGUCGAUCCAGAGCAUUCCAAACAUGCUCAAAGGGUGACAGAACUGAUACAUUUUCUGCUUCCAGGAAUUGUGUACAGGUCCUUGCAACAUGGGGCCGUGCAUUAUCAUGCUGAAACAUGAGGCGAUGGCGCCGGAUGAAUGGCACGACAAUGGGCCUCAGGAUCUUGUCACGGUGUCUCUGUACAUUCAAAUUGCCAUCGAUAAAAUGCAAUUGUGUUCACUGUCCGUAGCUUAUGCCUGCCCAUACCAUAACCUCACCAUGGGGCACUCUGUUCAAAACAUUGGCAUCAGCAAACCGCUCGCCCACACGACGCCAUGCACGCUGUGGCAUUGUGUUGUGUAACAAAACGGCACAUUUUAGAGUGGCCUUUUAUUGCCCCAGCUCAAGGUGCUUUGUAAUAAUAAAGCUGUUUAAUCAGCUUCUUUAUAUGCCACACCUGUCAGGUAGAUGGAUUAUCUUGGCGAAGGAGAAAUGAUCACGAACAGGGACAUAAACAAAUUUGUGCACAGAAUUGUAGAGAAAUAAGCUUUUUGUUCAUAUGGAACAUUUCUGGGAUCUUUUAUUUCAGCUCAGGAAACAUCGGACCAACACUUUACAUGUUGAGAAAAUAUUUUUGUUCAGUAUAAAUACGGCAGCAGCCUCUUAAGGUGUAGGGUGAGUAACCGGUUGGUAGCUGGCUAGUGACAGUGACUAAGUUCAGGGCAUGGUACUGGGUGGAGGCCGGCUAGUGAUGGCUAUUUAACAGUCUGAUGGCCUUGAGAUAGAAGCAGUUUUUUCUCUCGGUCCCAGCUUUGAUGCACCUGUACAGACCUCGCCUUCUGGAUGAUAGCGGGGUCAACAGGCUGUGGCUCGGGUGGCUGAGGUCCUUGAUGAUCUUCUUGGCCGGGUGCUGUAGAUGUCCUGGAAGACAGGCAGUGUGCCCUCAGUGAUGCAUUGGGCAGACCGCACCACCCUCUGGAGAGCCUUGCGGUUGCGGACAGUGCAGUUGCCAUACCAGGCGGUGAUACAGGCCGACAGGAUGCUCUCAAUGGUGCAUCUGUAAAGGUUUGUGAGGAUCUUAGGGGCCAAGCCAAAUUUAUUCAGCCUCCUGAGGUUGAAGAGGCGCUGUUGCACCUUCUUCACCACACUGUCUGUGUGGGUUGGACUGUUUCAGAUUGUCAUUGAUGUGUACGCCGACGAACUUGAAGCUUUUCACCUUCUCCACUGCGGCCCCGUCGAUGUAGAUGGGGACGUGCUCCCUCUGCUGUCUCUUGAAGUCCACGAUCAGCUGUUUCGAUUUGUUGACGUUGAGGUUAUUUCCCUAGCACCAAUCCGCCAGGGCCCUCACCUCCUCCCUGUAGGAUGCCUCGUCGUUGUUGGUAAUCAAGCCUACCGUCUGCAAACUUGAUGAUUUGAGUUGGAGGCGUGCGUGGCCACACAGUCAUGGGUGAACAGGGAUUACAGGAGGGGGCUGAGCACGCAUCCUUGUGGGGCCCCUGUGUUGAGGAUCAGCGUAGUGGAGGUGUUGCCUACCUUCACCACCUGGAGACAUCCCGUCAGGAAAUCCAUGACUACAUCGUCUGGAUCUAUUGGGGCGGUAUGCAAAUUGAAGUGGGUCUAGGGUGUCAGGUAAGGUAGAGGUGAUAUGAUCCUUAACUAGCCUCUCAACGCACUUCAUGAUGACAGAAGUGUGUGCUAUGGGGUGAUAGUCAUUUAGUUCAGUUACCUUGGCUUUCUUGGGGACAGGGACAAUCACACCAUGAGUAUUUAAUAAUGAAACAUACACCUCCACCUUUCUUCUUCCCGGAGAGUUCUUUAUUCCUAUCUGUGCGAUGUACUGAGAACCAGCUGGCUGUAUGGAAGGAGUAUUACAGUCCCUGAUGUCUCUCUGGAAGGAGAUCCUCGCCCUGCGCUCGUCUACUUUAUUUUCCAGGGACUGAACAUUAACGAGUAAUAUACUCGGAAGCGGUUAAUGGUGUGCAUGCCUCCUGAGUUGGUCUAAAAGUCUACCUCUACUCCGCCGGUAGCGUCUUGGAGCAGCCUCUGGGAUAAGUUCAAUCGCCUUGGGGGAUCCAAUUCAGGGAAGUCUAAAUGCUUGUGCGUUACCUGCGCUCUGAUAUCCAAAAGUGAUUUCUGGCUUUAUGUCAUAAUGCAAAAAAAACGGUUCUGCGCUAAUAAUGUGAGAAAUAACACACAAAAAUUAAAAGAAUACUGCAAAGUUGCUUAGGAGUCAAGUCAACAUGCUAUUUCCAAUCAACAACUUAAUGACUUAUCAAAAACUAAAAAGGUGAUUUUAAGAAACAAACAAAAACACUUAAAACAUUAAAAUAUGUGCAGCAUUGACAGAGCUCUUUGUUUAGGCUGCUUUACAGUGCCAUGGCAACCACCACCAGCUGCAUUUUCAUUUGUUUGAGCUUUUUUUCUAUUGGCAUUUAGUUGGAUAUGUCCAUAAUUAUGAAGUUGAUGCUUGAUUUCACCUGGCGAUUUCGAAAUUCAAAAGUGAAACAUUGUUUCCGAGGUCGGACAGGCAGACAGCGAGACUUAUAUUAACCCACGCUGUACCAAUUUAAAUGGUAGGCUGAAAGCAAGGGGAAAUAAUGUGUGAGUUGCGAUCAAUAGAAGCGAUGAUUCGGACAGCAACAUGAACAUGAUAUUCUUCUGAGGCGCAGUGAUAAUUUUCUGAUGGAACUGUUAGCAGGCAUAGUGUGCCUGUGACGGCCAAUACAGCAAGGCUUGGAACGCUGCUUGUCCAAUCAGCAUUCAGGAUCCAAACAACCAGUUUUAUAAUAUAUAAUAAUGUAGUUAUUUUUUCUUGAGCACUUAUUCAACAUCCCCUGUUUUUAAUGGGAUCUCUGUUUUCUCUGUCUCUAUCAGAAGGUCAAGCAGUAAUGUCAGCGGCUUCAACAGUGAAUUCUGUCCUGAUGAUCAGUCGGUACGUCUCUCUCCAUUCCCUAUCUGAAUUCUGUUGAGUCAAUAUCUGGUAGUCUAGUUUUACUUAUACACACAUUGUUUUGAUUCAUUGUCCAUUUCCCGGUCUCCCACCAUUAAUUGGUUAUUUACAGCUUGACGAGCAGCAGCUAACAAUCAAUCCAGAGUCUCCUCAGUUCCAGGAGUUGGAGCCAGUGAGAAAGAGGCGCACCCAGAUCCCAGACAAGCCCAACUAUUCGCUCAACCUGUGGAGCAUUAUGAAGAACUGCAUUGGAAAGGAGCUGUCUAAGAUCCCCAUGCCUGUAAGUACAACUCACUUUGUUUCUCAUCUAUCGUGUGGCCUCCAGACUACAGAAUGCUAGCAACAACCUGACAUCAGCAUUUAUAGAUUUUGUAAGAGGUAUUCUAAAUGAGCACAGCAUCUCUAGGUGUGUUAGACCAACUGUAGUACUUUCAAUUGGGGAUGUCCAUUGCAUAUCUAUUUUUUAUGGUCCGUACAUAUAGCAUGCGGCAAACACAGAGAAGUCAUAUUUAUUGGAGACAGUGAAAACCAAUUGGAGCCACUGAACUACCCAGCGUUUUCUGUGCAUGUGAUGUGACGGGUCUCAAGACUCAGUAUAUGUGUGGAAUUAGUUUUGAUUUAGAGUGGACCAUUAUCAUGCACAUGUCGGAACAGGGGCAGGGGGGAAAAAAUACAUAUCGUCUAUGCACUUAAAUAGCGAAUGGAGGAUGCUUUUUCCGCGGUUAAUUUUCAUGCCAGCCAAGUAGGCUAUACUCCUGUUGUAAAGCGAAGCAAUGUGCUUAAUAUUAGGAAAGUUGAGAAAUCUAUUUAGUAGGCCUAGCCUGUAGAAAUCUGAUGGGAUCCGCCUCAAGUUUAGUAGGCUAUUAAUGACCAUCAGCUGCAUCAGAGCGCAGUUUUGGAGAAGCCUAGUUACCGUGACUAAACGGUCAGGUGGAAUUUGACUGUGGUCAUGACUCGUGACCGCCAUUGUGGCGGUAAUACGGUCACCGUAACAGCCCUAGUCUCAGACAAUGUAACUUAUGAUUUAUAUUACCCCCUUUCUAUCCUCAGGUGAACUUCAAUGAGCCCAUCUCAAUGCUCCAGCGUCUCUCUGAGGACUUAGAAUACUAUGAGCUCCUGGACAAGGCAGCUAAAUGCCAGAGCUCUCUGGAGCAGCUGUGCUACGUGGCAGCAUUCUCUGUUUCCUCCUACUCUACUACAGUCCACCGCACCGGCAAACCCUUCAACCCCCUACUGGGGGAGACCUAUGAGCUGGACCGCCGGAGAGAGAGCGGCUACAGGUCACUGUGUGAACAGGUGAGAGGGAGGGCAAGGUGGAGUGAUGGGAGGAGUGAAAUGGAGUAGGGUGAAGUGAGAUGAGAAAGAUGGAUACCUAGGGGGUGAAAAUUUGAGUUAAACUGAUCCUCACAUCCCUAACCCCCAGCCCUUACCUACGCCCUAAGCACCAGUGGAGACUCAAUAGGUAUAAGCAAUAUCAUGGCUACACUUCAGCUGGCCUAUCAGAGGGGAAGAUGGAGGACAAGAAGAGUUAUCAUCUAUUACUAUUCUCAUGAAAAUGGUCCUAAUGUUGCAAAUAAGCAUCCUUCUGUUGUCAGUCAUUUUGUUUAUUUUCCAAGCUUAUAGCACACACUAUUUUUUUUUUUUAAAGGGCCAUAGAGCAGUGGUUUUCAACCUUUUUGGAACCGUGGCAAACCUUGAUGGGAUAAAAAAAAUCUGCAGCACACCUAACAUUUCCCUAUAAUUGUAUUUAGUGAUAAUGACCAUCUCAUCUCCAUACUGCAAAUCAUCUAUUUUCUGUCAAAGUUAUUUAUGGAUUAAGGCGAGGCUGAAAUGACAUUUUUUCAUAUACUUAUCAAUUUUGAGAUUUGUUGGUAUUUUGGUCCCUUAAUAUUAGUUAUUAGACAUAAAAUGUCAUACUUGAUGUAAAUGUAUAUAUUUUCAUUAACUUUUAUUUAAUCAGUGGAGCCCAAUUGAGACCAGGGUCUCAUUUUCAAUGGUGCCCUGACACCAUAAAGUAAAAUAUAAGUUUAUAUAUUACAAGAUACAAUAACAAGUACAUUACAUUAGAACAUCACUGUCACAGCCAUCAUAAAGAAGUUAUUAAAUCAAUCAAUCAAAACAAUUGCACACCUCUGUGAAAUCAUUUAUCAUCAGGGUUUUAAAAUGCCCUAGUGGCAGAAGGGAAUCCAAAUGUAAUGAAUUUUGUAAUUGAUUCCAAAAAUGUGGAGCGUGAACUAAAAGCGGAAAUACCUAAUUCUGUGGAGACCCGAGGAAUCUGAGGAGUUAACCAACCCUGUGAACAGGUUUGGUAUCUCAUUAUUUUAUGAGUUAGUUAAGUUGGAAGCUUGUGUACUAGGGCUUUGUAAACAAAAAGGGAGUAAUGAAUUGAUCUACAGGACUUUAAUGAGGACCAGCCAACCUUUUUGAUGCAUUGGUGAGUAUUAAAACUGUCACCGGUGAUAACGAAUGGCGCUAUGGUAGACCGCAUCCAAUGGUUUAAGAGUAGUGGCUGCAGCAAUCUGGUAAAUGGUGUCACCAUAAUCAAGAACUGGCUUGAAAGUAAACCAUCGCCUCAUUUGCAUAUUUUAAUACAAUAUUUCAGAAGUUGUUGAGCAAAAAAAAGUGUUAUAUUUGUGUCUACAUUCAACUGGUUAAAGUUCGUUAUGAUAUGAAUAAGGGAGCGGUGUUCUGCAUUGUAAAGGUGCAACCACGGGCACAAAGCCAUGCUUUUUCUUCUAUGGCAGAGGCUGUGGUACAGUUAAGCCUUAUCAGACUUGCCUGUGUUAAUGGUUCUCACAGGCAAAGUCAAAUGAUACCAAUGAAUGAUGCAACAGCCUGAACGCACUGGACUUAAAACAACGAUACAGAUGUAACCAUGUGCAAUUCAAUGUAUUAUCUGAGCAGCGCUGGUGCUCCCAAGUCCAAAUUCCAUGUGCAUUCCACAGGUCACUUUUUAUAAUUGUGUAAAAAAAAAAAAAUAAGAUUAAGAAAGAUUUUGCUGCACACCUGAGUACCUCAAGGCUUGCAAAAUUCCAGGAACUUACAAUAAAGUCCAGAGUUUUCCCGAAAUCCCGGUUGGAGAAUUCCUGGGAUCAGAAUGGAAUAAGAAGGAAAUCCGGAAUCCUUCAACCAGGGUUUUGGAAAACCAGGGAAUUUAUUGAAAGGUCCACCAGUUGAAAACCACUGCCAUAGAGUGCUGUUGUUGGCUGGUUUUCAACUCUUUAAAAAAAUGUGUAAUUCAAUAGGUUCCUGUCCAGUUUCCCCCACCCCGUUCCAGGUUUUUGACUGUCAGUCCAUGUUUCUGAUCCGUUGUUUUUUGAGCCCCAGAUAUUUUUGUCACCCUGGCUUUGUUUAUUCUGCUCCAUUUGUCAGCAUCUGUGCCUCCAGCAGUGUCCACCACUCUUCCUAGGUACGUGAAUGACUGCACUUUCUCUAGGGUAGUGCAGUGCAUCAGGAUCGGGUUGUUCUACUUGCAGUGGAUCUUAAUCACUUGGGGUUUUUGUUGUGUUGGGUGUUAGUCCUAGUUUGAUUGCUGAUGGUGUGACACUGUCUGGGUAUGUGACAGGAGGGCAAUGUCAUCUGUUUAGGUCAUCCAUAUUCUCCACUGGAUUAAAUUCCUUUCUCCCUCUUGUUUCUUGCAUGACCCAGUCUAUUACUAGGAAAAAUAGGAAUGGUGACAAUAGGCAGCCCUGUUUGACCCCUGUCUUGACCAUGACGCUCCUGGAUAGUUGGCCCGCUUGGCAUUAAGUGUUGUCAUGGCUUGGGAUGUUACCCAAUGAUGGAAGGGGGACCUGAGUGAAAACAGUUGGGAACCACCGGCCUACAUGAUCGGUCUUUCCUGAACCCGGAUAGAGAAGAAAAAAAUGAUGUGGUAAUCCAGUACCAUCUAUGAAAUAACCUAGUCCUGUGAUGGCAAAAAUGAUCAUAAAGCCAUUGCCAGGCUAUGGCAUCAAGCUAGCCGAGUUCUACUCAGACAGUAAUUUGUCUGAGAUGAGAUUGACAUCUCUCCAAGCUGCUGGAUUUGAUAUUGUUUUUGUAUGUUGUUGUUUCUCUGUUCAGGUGAGUCACCAUCCCCCAGCAGCUGCGCAUCAUGUGUUCUCUGAUCGAGGCUGGAUCCUGAGGCAGGAAAUCGCUGUAUCCAGCAAGUUCAGGGGCAAAUACCUGUCAAUCAUGCCUUUAGGUAAGAUAUAGUGGGGUUUAUAUCAGACAAUCAUGCCUUUAGGUGAGAGUGGGGUUUAAACCAAUCACGCCCAGGGUUGGAAAAUUCUUGUAACGUUUAAAAAUUCCCAGGUUUUCCAGAAAUCCUGGUUGGAAUAUUCCAGAUUUCCUGUUUAUUGCCUCUUGGUUUUGGAAAUCUUUCAACUGGGAUUUUUGGAAAACAAGGAGAUUGAGAAAGUUACUGACAUUUUCCAACCCUAAUCAAACCUUUAGGUGAGAGAGGGUGGGGUUUAUACCUGUCAAUCAUGCCUUUAGGUGAGAGAGGGUGGGGUCUUUACCUGUCAACUACGGAUGGGCACGGUUAUUCGAAUAUUCAAAUAUCUGAACAGGCUUUAGUAAUGGAUCACUUGUGUGAGUAUUCUUUUUUUUUUUUAGAAGGAAAAAAAGUAGGAGGAGGAGUUUGCACCAGGUGGAAAGUGAUUACAUUUCCACCUGGUUCAAAGCUAAUGGCGAAGUCGGCUCAAAGCAACAUGUCAAGCACGUGGAGUAAUGGCUUAGGAUUCAGAGUUUUUGCUCUUCAUAAAAAAAAAAACAUAUCUGCCUUCCCAAUGAAAACUAGUUUCUGAACAAUUUGAGAAGGGCGCUCCUCCCUCACCAGUUUUUCCCAGUCACGUCACGGGCCAUAGCCCGGUGCACCCAGUUCAGCCUAAUUGGGUACUUAUUUGUGGAGGAAUGUAAUUGUUUUUCUUGGUGAUUUGUGAUGUUUUAUUUGUGCUUCCCAUGACUGUGUUUUUGUAUUUUAAUGUGUGUCUAUAAUGUGUAUAUUUAUGUUGUGUGUGUGUGUGUGUGUGUGUGUGUGUGUGUGUGUGUGUGUGUGUGUGUGUGUGUGUGUAUACAGGGCACAUUUGUAAAAGAGACCUAGAUCUCAAUGUCUUCCCUGUUUAAAAUAAAGGAUAAAAAAAAAAAAAAUUGUACUCAAUGCCUUUAGGUGAGAGAGGGUGGGGUUUAUACCUAUUAGUGAUGGGGGGAAGAAUUGAUACAGUUACAUAUCGCAAUAUUAUUUUUGUAUCGAUAUUUGAGUCAAAGUAUAGAAUAGGAAAAAAAAUGUUUUUAAGUCAACAUUUAUUUUGUGCUACUGUAAAGGUACAGUGCUAGUCAGCUGUUUCUGUGCCUAAAUUCUGGUCUUUUUCAACCUAUAGCUUGUUCUCCAUCUUCUUUUUAAAUAGUGAGAACAUAUUUUCAGCACUGACUGAUCAAAACUCGUUUUCUCAUCCUCUCUCUUGUCCCUCUGCAGCAGACAUAUAGUGAGCAAUAUGUUUGGACCAACAAAUCGGAGUAUGGAAUCGCAAUCCAUAUAGAACCGUGAGAAUCGCAAUGCAUAUCAUAUCGUGAGGUCUCUAGCAAUUCCCAGCCAUAAAACCUAUCGGUCAUUUCAGCAGGUAUAAGAGUAUCUCAUUGAGUAAAUUGUUAAUGGAUCUCUGAAUGGAUUGAGUUCUGUGGCCGUAUGUAUCAAGCGUCUCAGAGUGCUGAUCUAAGAUCAGGUACCCCCUGUCCAUGUAAUCUUAUUCAUGAUGAUCUAAAAGGCAAAUUGAUACUACACUGAACAAAAAUAUGAACGCAACAUGCAACAAUUUCAAAGAUUUUACUGAGUUACAGUUCAUAUAAGGAAAUCAGCCAAUUGAAAUAAAUGGAUUAAGCAAAAGCUAUGGAUUUCUCAUGACUGGGAAUACAGAUAUGCAUCUGUUGGUAACAGAUACCUUAAAAAAAAAAAAAAAAAGUAAGGGCGUGGAUCAGUAUCUGGUGUGACCACCAUUUGCCUCAUGCAGCGUGACACAUCUCCUUCGCAUAGAGUUGAUCAGAAUGUUGAUUGCGGCCUGUGGAAUGUUGUCCCACUCUUCAAUGGCUCUGCGAAGUUGCUGGAUAUUGGCGGGAACUGGAACUGGCUGUUGUAAAUGUCAAUCCAGAGCAUCCCAAACAUGCUCAAUGGUUGACAUGUUUGGUGAGUAUGCAUGCCAUGGAAGAACUGGGACAUUUUUAGCUUUCAGGAAUUGUGUAUAGAUCCUUGUGACAUGGGGCUGUGCAUUAUUAUGCUGAAACAUGAGGUGAUGGCAGCGGAUGAAUGGCACAACAAUGGGCCUCAGGAUCUCGUCACGGUAUCUCUGUGCAUUCAAAUUGCCAUCGAUAACAUGCAAUUGUGUUCGUUGUCCGUAGCUUAUGCCUGCCCAUACAAUAACCCCACCACCACCAUGGGGCACUCUAUUCACAACAUUUACAUCAGCAAACCGCUCGACCACACAACACCAUCUGCCAUCUGCCCGGGACAGUUGAAACCGGGAUGCAUUUGUGAAGAGCACACUUCUCCAGCCUGCCGUUGGCCAUCGAAGGUGAGCAUUUGCCCACUGAAGUCGGUUACGACACCAAACUAUAGUCCGGUCAAGACCCUGGUGAGGAUGACGAGAACACAAAUUAGCUUCCAUGAGACUGUUUCUGACAGUUGGUGCAGAAAUUAUUCGGUUGUGCAAACCCACAGUUUCAUCAGCUUUCCUGGUGGCUGGUCUCAGACGAUCCCACAGGUGAAGAAGCCGGAUGUGGAGGUCCUGGACUUGCGUGGUUACACGUGGUCUGCAGUUGUGAGGCCGGUUGGACAUACUGCCAAAUUCUCUAAAACUACAUUUGAAGCGGCUGAUGGUUGAGAAAUUAACAUUCAAUUCUCUGGCAACAGCUCUAAUGGACAUUCCUGCAUGUUUCAAAACUUGAGAAAUCUGUGGCAUCGUGUUGUGUGACAAAACUGCAUAUUUUAGAGUGGGCUUUUAUUGUCCCCAGCACAAGGUGCACCUGUGUAAUGAUCAUGCUGUUUAAUCAGCUUCUUGAUAUGCCACACCUGUCAGGUGGAUUAUUAUUAUCUUGGCAAAGGGGUGUAACAGGGAUGUAAACAAAUUUGUGCACAACAUUUGAGAUCGAUAAGCUUUUUGUGCAUAUGGAAAAUGUCUGGGAUCUUUUAUUUCAGCUCAUGAAACAUGGGACCAACACCUUACAUGUUGCGUUUUAUAUUUUUGUUCCGUAUAAAUUGGCACUCCUUCUCUGAGACGCUUAAUUCUGUCGUUGUCAAAGGUUUUGAGAAUGACACAUACUAAUUUUCAGAAAGUCUGCUGCCUCAGUUUUGAUGAUGGCAAUUUGCAUAUACUCCAGAAUGUCAUGAAGAGUGAUCAGGUGAAUUGCAAUUAAUUGCAAAGUCCCUCUUUGCCAUGAAAAUGAACUUAAUCCCCCAAAAACAUUUACACUGAAUUUCAGCCCUGCCACAAAAGGACCAGCUGCCAUCAUGUCAGUGAUUCUCUCGUUAACACAGGUGUGAAUGUUGACGAGAACAAGGCUGGAGAUCACUCUCUCAUGCUGAUUGAGUUGGAAUAACAGACUGGAAGUUUUAAAAUGAGGGUGGUGCUUGAAAUCAUUGUUCUUCCUCUGUUAACCAUGGUUACCUGCAAGGAAACACGUGCCAUCAUUGCUUUGCACAAAAAGGGCUUCACAGGCAAGGAUAUUGCUGCUAGUAAGAUUGCACCUAAAUCAACCAUUUAUCGGAUCAUCAAGAACUUCAAGGAGAGAGGUUCAAUUGUUGUGAAGAAGGCAUCAGGGCGCCCAAGAAAGUCCAGCAAGUGCCAGGACCGUCUCCUAAAGUUGAUUCAGCUGCGGGAUCGGAGCACCACCAGUGCAGAGCUUGCUCAGGAAUGGCAGCAGGCAGGUGUGAGUGCAUCUGCACGCACACUGAGGCGAAGACUUUUGGAGGAUGGCCUGGUGUCAAGAAGGGCAGCAAAGAAGCCACUUCUCUCCAGGCAAAACAUCAGGGAUAGACUGAUAUUCUGCAAAAGGUAAAGGAAUUGGACUGCUGAGGACUGGGGUAAAGUCAUUUUCUCUGAUGAAUCCCCUUUCCGAUUGUUUGGGGCAUCCGGAAAACACCUUGUCCGGAGAAGACAAGGUGAGAGCUACCAUCAGUCCUGUGUCAUGCCAACAGUAAAGCAUCCUGAGACCAUUCAUGUGUGGGGUUGCUUCUCAGCCAAGGGAGUGGGCUCACUCACAAUUUUGCCUAAGAACACAGCCAUGAAUAAAGAAUGGUACCAACAUAUCCUCCGAGAGCAACUUCUCCCAACCAUCCAAGAACAGUUAGCCUUUUCCAGCAUGAUGGAGCACCUUGCAGUAAGGCAAAAGUGAUAACUAAGUGGCUUGGGGAACAAAACAUUGACAUUUUGGGUCCAUGGCCAGGAAAGUCCCCAGACCUUAAUAUCAUUGAGAACUUGUGGUCGAUCCUCAAGAGGUGGGUGGACAAACAAAACCCACAAAUUCUGACAAACUCCAAGCAUUGAUUAUGCAAGAAUGGGCUGCCAUCAGUCAGGAUGUGGCCCAGAAGUUAAUUGACAGCAUGCCAGGGCGGAUUGCAGAGGUCUUGAAAAAGAAGGGUCAACACUGCAAAUAUUGACUCUUUGCAUAAACUUAAUGUAAUAGUCAAUAAAAGCCUUUGACACUUAUGGAAUGCUUGUAAUUAAAUAUCUCAUAACACUGAAGCAGCGAACUUUGUGAAGACCAAUAUUUGUGUCAUUCUCAAAACUUUUGACCACGACUACAUAAUGCCUUUGAUUUCAGCACAACCGUUUCUUUUAUGUUGACCCUCUCCCGUAGGGACGAUCCAUGCCAUCUUUGAGAAGAGCAACAACCACUACACAUGGAAGAAGGUCACCACCACCGUGCACAACAUCAUAGUGGGAAAACUGUGGAUCGACCAGGUGAGAUCAACUUGGAGAAACAAAAAUACACAACCUAUUUUUUUAUGAUUAUUUGCCAGUGAGUAUUGGUUUAUUCAAAAUUUUCUCUCUUCAAUUCUAGUCAGGAGAUAUUGAUGUGGUAAACCACGAGACGGGAGAUCGCUGCCAUUUGAAGUUUGCUCCUUACAGCUACUUCUCUAGAGAUGUGGCCAGGAAGGUAGGUGUACACAGUUGACAUUUAGGUGACAGACUAAAAACAAGACAUAAAUAGGUUUUCCCUUGAUAACCUUCGUAAACUUCACUUUAAACUGUACCUUUCCGUCUUUCCACCUGUAUUUCUGGUUCCAUUGCCUUUUCUUUAUCUCUCUCGCCCUCUCUCUCCUUCUGUCUCUCCGUCCAGGUGACGGGUGUGGUGAUGGAUAAGGAUGGGAAGGCCCAUUAUGUGCUGUCAGGGACCUGGGAUGAGAAGAUGGAGUUCUCCAGGGUCAUGCAGAGCAGCAAGGGAGAGAACGGCACCGAGGGCAAACAGAAGACUGUCUACCAGACGCUCAAGGCCAAGGAACUGUGGAGGAAAAACCCUCUGCCGUAAGUGUCAGACUAUUUUUGUGUGUCCUCUUUUCCUGCCAGCCACCAUACGCUACAGCACAAUACAGCUAAAGCACAGUACAGUACUGAUAUAUAGCUAUAAAUGGAAUGUUGAAAACGUCUCCACACUAAUUUCACCAGUAAGAGACUAUUGAGGUAUGGCACUACUGUCUGUCUCUCCCGCUCUUUUUCUGUACAGCUAAUAACUUACUGUAUUGUAGUCCAAUGGCACUGCAUAACAUAACCCAAAACAAACUGUAGAUGCAUCCAAUGAGUCACAAGCUUGAUGUAGUCAUUGUGUGCUAGGAAUAUGGGACCAAAUAUUAAACUUUUGACUACACUAUAAGUGAAUUUGUCCAAAUACUUAUGACUUCUUCUCAUGGGGGACUAGAUCCAUAAAGUGCUUUCAUUUCUAAACGGUAAAACAGAUAUGUAUGGAAAUACUCUCAAAUAAAAGGUGACAUUCUGUACUGUCGCCUCAUAUGAAACAUUUGGUCUCUAAUCCAAAAUGCUGGAGUAUAAAGACACAUUUAAAAUGUUAGCUUCACUGUCCAAAUAUACACUGCUCAAAAAAAUUAAGGGAACACUUAAACAACACAAUGUAACUCCAAGUCAAUCACACUUCUGUGAAAUCAAACUGUCCACUUAGGAAGCUACACUGAUUGACAAUAAAUGUCACAUGCUGUUGUGCAAAUAGAAUAGACAACAGGUGGAAAUUAUAGGCAAUUAGCAAUACACCCCCAAUAAAGCACUGGUUCUGCAGGUGGUGACCACAGACCACUUCUCAGUUCCUAUGCUUCCUGGCUGAUGUUUUGGUCACUUUUGAAUGCUGGCGGUGCUUUCACUCUAGUGGUAGCAUGAGACGGAGUCUACAACCCACGCAAGUGGCUCAGGUAGUGCAGCUCAUCCAGGAUGGCACAUCAAUGCGAGCUGUGGCAAGAAGGUUUGCUGUGUCUGUCAGCGUAGUGUCCAGAGCAUGGAUGCGCUACCAGGAGACAGGCCAGUACAUCAGGAGACGUGGAGGAGGCCGUAGGAGGGCAACAACCCAGCAGCAGGACUGCUACCUCUGCCUUUGUGCAAGGAGGAGCAGGAGGAGCACUGCCAGAGCCCGGCAAAAUGACCUCCAGCAGGCCACAAAUGUGCAUGUGUCUGCUCAAACAGUCAGAAACAGACUCCAUGAGGGUGGUAUGAGGGCCCGAUGUCCACAGGUGGGGGUUGUGCUUACAGCCCAACACCGUGCAGGACGUUUGGCAUUUGCCAGAGAACACCAAGAUUGGCAAAUUCGCCACUGGCGCCCUGUGCUCUUCACAGAUGAAAGCAGGUUCACACUGAGCACGUGACAGACGUGACUCUGGAGAGUCUGGAGUCUGCAACAUCCUCCAGCAUGACCGGUUUGGCGGUGGGUCAGUCAUGGUGUGGGGUGGCAUUUCUUUGGGGGGCGGCACAGCCCUCCAUGUGCUCGCCAGAGGUAGCCUGACUGCCAUUAGGUACCGAGAUGAGAUCCUCAGACCCCUUGUGAGACCAUAUGCUUGUGCGGUUGGCCCUGGGUUCCUCCUAAUGCAAGACAAUGCUAGACUACAGACUACAAAGGGAAGCACAGCCGCGAGCUGCCCAGUGACACAAGCCUACAGACGAGCUAAACCACUUCUAUGCUCGCUUCGAGGCAAGCAACACUGAAGCAUGCAUGAGAGCACCAGCUGUUCCGGACGACUAUGUGAUCACGCUCUCCGUAGCCGAUGUGAGUAAGACUUUUAAGCAGGUCAACAUUCACAAGGCCGCAGGGCCAGACGGAUUACCAGGACGUGUACUCCGAGCAUGUGCUGACCAACUGGCAAGUGUCUUCACUGACAUUUUCAACAUGUCCCUGACUGAGUCUGUAAUACCAACAUGUUUCAGCAGACCACCAUAGUCCCCGUGCCCAAGAACGCUAAGAUAACCUGCCUAAAUGACUACCGACCCGUGGCACUGACGUCUGUAGCCAUGAAGUGCUUUGAAAGACUGGUCAUGGCUCACAUCAACAGCAUAAUCCCAGAAACCCUAGACCCACUCCAAUUUGCAUACCGCCCCAACAGAUCCACAGAUGAUGCAAUCUCUAUCGCACUCCACACUGCCCUUUCCCACCUGGACAAGAGGAACACCUACGUGAGAAUGCUAUUCAUUGACUACAGCUCAGCAUUCAACACCAUAGUGCCCUCAAAGCUCAUCACUAAGCUAAGGAUCCUGGGAAUAAACACCUCCCUCUGCAACUGGAUCCUGGACUUCCUGACGGGCCGCCCCCAGGUGGUAAGGGUAGGUAACAACACAUCUGCCACACUGAUCCUCAACACGGGGGCCCCUCAGGGGUGCGUGCUCAGUCCCCUCCUGUACUCUCUGUUCACCCAUGACUGCAUGGCCAGGCACGACUCCAACACCAUCAUUAAGUUUGCCGACGACACAACAGUGGUAGGCCUGAUCACCGACAACGAUGAGACAGCCUAUAGGGAGGAGGUCAGAGAUCUGGCCGUGUGGUGCCAGGACAACAACCUCUCCCUCAACGUGACCAAGACAAAGGAGAUGAUUGUGGACUACAGGAAAAAAAAGAGGACUGAGCACGCCCCCAUUCUCAUCGACGGGGCUGUAGUGGAACAGGUUGAGAGCUUCAAGUUCCUUGGUGUCCACAUCACCAACGAACUAUCAUGGUCCAAACACACCAAGACAGUCGUGAAGAGGGCACGACAAAGCCUAUUCCCCCUCAGGAGACUAAAAAGAUUUGGCAUGGGUCCUCAGAUCCUCAAAAAAUUCUACAGCUGCACCAUCGAGAGCAUCCUGACUGGUUGCAUCACCGCCUGGUAUGGCAACUGCUUGGCCUCUGACCGCAAGGCACUACAGAGGGUAGUGCGUACGGCCCAGUACAUCACUGGGGCAAAGCUCCCUGCCAUCCAGGACCUCUAUACCAGGCGGUGUCAGAGGAAGGCCCUCAAAAUUGUCAAAGACUCCAGUCACCCUAGUCAUAGACUGUUCUCUCUGCUACCGCACGGCAAGCGGUACCGGAGUGCCAAGUCUAGGUCCAAAAGACUUCUCAACAGCUUCUACCCCCAAGCCAUAAGACUCCUGAACAGCUAAUCAUGGCUACCCGGACUAUUUGCACUGCCCCCCCCACCCCAUCCUUUUUACGCUGCUGCUACUCUGUUAAGUAUUUAUGCAUAGUCACUUUAACUCUACCCACAUGUACAUAUUACCUCAACUACCUCAACUAGCCGGUGCCCCCGCACAUUGACUAUGCAACGGUACCCCCCUGUAUAUAUAGCCUCCCUACUGUCACUUUAUUCUAUUGUAUAUAUAGCCUCCCUACUGUCACUUUAUUUUUUACUUCUGCUCUUUUUUUCUCAACACUUUUUUGUUGUUGUUUUAUUCUUACUUUUUUGUUAAAUCAUGCCUGUUGCUGGAGCAUUCACUGUAUGUCGCAGUUCGCGCAUGGACCUAAAUUUGUAUUGAGAUUGACUAUGUGGUGAGUGCUUUCCUGCAAGAGAGGCAUUGAUGCUAAAAUGGACGGGCCCGCCACGUUCCCAGACCGGAAUCCAAUUCGAGCCACAAUACUGGGGACAUCCAAUUUCUCACUCCAUCCCACCAAAGCCACACGUUGCACCACAGAACUGUCCAGGAGUUGGACGGAUGACUUUGGUCCAGGUCUGGGGAGAGAUCCCUCAGGUAGACCAUCCGCCACCUCAUCAGGAGCAUGCCCAGGCGUUGUAGGGAGGUCAUACAGGCACGUGGAGGCCCACACACACUACUGAGCCUAAUUUUGACUUGUUUUAAGGACAUACAUCAAGUUGGUUCAGCCUGUAGUGUGGUUUUCCACUUUAAUUUGAGGGUGACUCCAAAUCCAGACCUCCAUGGGUUGAUACAUUUGAUUUCCAUUGAUCAUUUUUGUGUGAUUUUGUUGUCAACACAUUCAACUAUGUAAAGAAAAAAGUAUUUAAUAAGAUGAUUUCAUUCAUUCAGAUCUAGGAUGUGUUGUUUAAGUGUUCCCUUAAUUUUUUUGAGCUGUGUGUGUGUGUGUAUAUAUAUAUAUAUAUUACACUACCAGUCAAAAGUUUGGACAUCUACUCGUUCAAGGGUUUUUCUUUAUUUUUACUAUUUUUUACAUUGUAGAAUAAUAGUGAAGACAUCAAAACUACGAAAUAACACAUGGAAUCAUGUAGUAACCAAAAAAGUUUUAAACAAAUGAAAAUAUAUUUUAUAUUUGAGAUUCUUCAAAUAGCCACUCUUUGCCUUAAUGACAGCUUUGCAGACUCUUGGCAUUCUCUCAACCAGCUUCACCUGGAAUGCUUUUCCAACAGUCUUGAAGGAGUUCCCACAUAUGCUGAGCACUUGUUGGCUGCUUUUCCUUCACUCUGCCGUCCGACUCACCCCAAACCAUCUCAAUUGGGUUGAGGUCUGGGUAUUGUGGAGGCCAGGUCAUCUGAUGCAGCACUCCAUCACUCUCCUUCUUGGUAAAAUAGCUCUUACACAGCCUGGAGGUGUGUUGGGUCAUUGACCUGUUGAAAAACAAAUGAUAGUCCCACUAAGGCCAAACCAGAUGGGAUGACGUAUCGCUGCAGAAUGCUGUGGUAGCCAUGCUGGUUAAGUGUGCCUUGAAUUCUAAAUAAAUCACAGACAGUGUCACCAGCAAAGCACCAUAACACCUCCUCCUCCAUGCUUUACGGUGGGAACUACACAUGUGGAGAUCAUCCGUUCACCCACACCGCGUCUCAAAAAGACACAGCGGUUUGAACAAAAAAUCUCAUAUUUCGACACAUUUCCACCAGUCUAAUGUCUAUUACUCGUGUUUCUUGGCCCAAGCAGGUCUCUUCUUCUUAUUGGUGUCCUUUAGUAGUGGUUUCUUUGCAGCAAUUCAACAAUGAAGGCCUGAUUCACACAGUCCCCUCUUAACAGUUGAUGUUGAGAUGUGUCUGUUACUUGAAAAUUGUGAAGCAUUUAUUUGGGCAAUCUGAGGUGCAGUCAACUCUAAUGAACUUAUCCUCUGUAGCAGAGGUAACUCUGGGUCUUCCUUUCCUGUGGCGGUCCUCAUGAAAGCCAGUUUCAUCAUAGCGCUUGAUGGUUUUUGCGAGUGCACUUGAAGAAACGUUCAAAGUUCUUGAAAUGUUCCAGAUUGACUUACCUUCAUGUCUUAAAGUAAUGAUGGACUGUCGUUUCUCUUUGCUUAUUUGAGCUGUUCUUGCCAUAAUAUGGACUUGGUCUUUUACCAAGUAGGGCUAUCUUCUGUAUACCCCCCUACCUUGUCACAACACAACUGAUUGGCUGAAACGCAUUAAGAAGGAAAUACAUUCCACAAAUUAACUUUUAACAAGGCACACCUGUUAAUUGAAAUGCAUUCCAGGUGACUACCUCAUGAACCUGGUUGAGAGAAUGCCAAGAGUGUGCAAAGCUGUCAUCAAGGCAAAGGGUGGCUAUUUGAAGAAUCUCAAAUAUAAAAUAUAUUUUCAUUUGUUUAAGACUUUUUUGGUUACUACAUGAUUCCAUAUGUGUUAUUUCAAAGUUUUGAUGUCUUCACUAUUAUUCUACAAUGUAAAAAUAUAGAAAAGCCCUUGAACGAGUAGGUGUGUCCAAACUUUUGACUGUUACUAUAUAUACAGUGGGGAGAACAAGUAUUUGAUACACUGCCGAUUUUGCAGGUUUUCCUACUUACAAAGCAUGUAGAGGUCUGUAAUUUCUAUCAUAGGUACACUUCAACUGUGAGAGACGGAAUCUAAAACAAAAAUCCAGAAAAUCACAUUGUAUGAUUUUUAAGUCAUUAAUUUGCAUUUUAUUGCAUGACAUAAGUAUUUGAUACAUCAGAAAAGCAGAACUUAAUAUUUGGUACAGAAACCUUUGUUUGCAAUUACAGAGAUCAUAUGUUUCCUGUAGGUCUUGACCAGGUUUGCACACACUGCUGCAGGGAUUUUGGCCCACUCCUCCAUACAGACCUUCUCCAGAUCCUUCAGGUUUCGGGGCUGUCGCUGGGCAAUACGGACUUUCAGCUCCCUCCAAAGAUGUUCUAUUGGGUUCAGGUCUAGAGACUGGCUAGGCCACUCCAGGACCUUGAGAUGCUUCUUACGGAGCCACUCCUUAGUUGCCCUGGCUGUGUGUUUCGGGUCGUUGUCAUGCUGGAAGACCCAGCCACGACCCAUCUUCAAUGCUUUUACUGAGGGAAGGAGGUUGUUGGCCAAGAUCUCGCGAUACAUGGGCCCAUCAAUCCUCCCCUCAAUACGGUGCAGUCGUCCUGUCCCCUUAGCAGAAAAGCAUCCCCAAAGAAUGAUGUUUCCACCUCCAUUCUUCACAGUUGGGAUGGUGUUCUUGGGGUUGUACUCAUCCUUCUUCUUCCUCCAAACGCGGCGAGUGGAGUUUAGACCAAAAAGCUCUAUUUUUGUCUCAUCAGACCACAUGACCUUCUCCCAUUCCUCAUCUGGAUCAUCCAGAUGGUCAUUGGCAAACUUCAGACGGGCCUGGACAUGCGCUGGCUUGAGCAGGGGGACCUUACGUGCGCUGCAGGAUUUUUAAUCCAUGACGGCGUAGUGUGUUACUAAUGGUUUUCUUUGAGACUGUGGUCCCAGCUCUCUUCAGGUCAUUGACCAGGUCCUGCUGUGUAGUUCUGGGCUGAUCCCUCACCUUCCUCAUGAUCAUUGAUGCCCCACGAGGUGAGAUCUUGCAUGGAGCCCCAGACCGAGUGUGAUUGACUGUCAUCUUGAACUUCUUCCAUUUUCUAAUAAUUGCACCAUCAGUUGUUGCCUUCUCACCAAGCUGCUUGCCUAUUGUCCUGUAGCCUAUCCCAGCCUUGUGCAGGUCUACAAUUUUAUCCCUGAUGUCCUUACACAGCUCUCUGGUCUUGGCCAUUGUGGAGAGAUUGGAGUCUGUUUGAUUGAGUGUGUGGAUGUGUCUUUUAUACAGGUAACGAGUUCAAACAGGUGCAGUUAAUACAGGUAAUGAGUGGAGAACAGGAGGGCUUCUUAAAGAAAAACUAACAGGUCUGUGAGAGCCGGAAUUCUUACUGGUUGAUAGGUGAUCAAAUACUUAUGUCAUGCAAUAAAAUGCAAAUUAAUUACUUAAAAAUCAUACAAUGUGAUUUUCUGGAUUUUUGUUUUAGAUUCCGUCUCUCACAGUUGAAGUGUACCUAUGAUUAAAAUUACAGACCUCUACAUGCUUUGUAAGUAGGAAAACCUGCAAAAUCGGCAGUGUAUCAAAUACUUGUUUUCCCCACUGUAUGUGUGUGUAUAUAUACCUAAAAAAGUCAGGUCCUUGUAUUUGGACAAAGAGGGGUUAAAACACGAACAUUACCGUCUGUCUAGUGAAGAGAGGAAAACCGGACAGAGGGAGCGUGGGAAGCUAGCAUCCGUCAACGAGAGGGCCAAGGAUUCCACGGGAUUUAACAGGUGGAAGAAACAACCGGAGAGCUCCAUCAGUGCCGAGAGGUUACUUGUAGAACAACUGGAGGCUGCCGGUGAUGAUGUAGUGGUAGGAUGCUUCUGGUAGAGUAGCUAGCUAGCUAGCUUAGCUACCUGAACCAACUGGCUUGGCUAGCCAGCGGUUCGUAUGUCUGUCCAUCAAGGAUGAUGACGAAUCCAGUGAAUCACAAAAUUAAAAGAGAAUAGCGGGUGAAAAGGAGCUGACUACACUCAUACUGACUAUUAAACAAAAAGCAAAUUGAACAAUAAACUUCGGUGUCCCAACACUCUUAGCGAACUCUGUCGUUGUUCCCCAAGAUCACCUCAGACCACACUGUACGUGGACAGUUCUAGAACGCAGACAUUAGCAUUGCCACACAUAAAAAACUAAACCCAGUCUUUACAGGGGGUUACAUUUGCAUUUAAUGUUUGAAUUUAAGCGAGGGAGCAGAGACGAUGUACUUCUUCACCGACCUGGCACUGACGCUGAACGAGCCUGAGGAAGGCGUGGCGCCCACGGACAGCCGUCGACGACCCGACCAGAGGCUGAUGGAGGAGGGCCAGUGGGACGAGGCCAACGCCGAGAAACAGAAGCUGGAGGAGAAGCAGCGCAUUGUCCGCCGUGAGAGGGAACGGGAAGGCCGCCAACCAGCGUACCGCCAGCGAGUCAGAGGAAGGUAAGCGAGAGAAAGCUUUUAUUUUCCUUGAGUCCCUUAAUUUUCCAUCCAUCUCCAUAGGAAUGAGUGUUGUACUGUAAGACUUGAAACUGAAGGCCACUUUUGUGACCCUUUUUCUUCUCCCACAAGCUGUCAAUGAGGACUCUUUUACUGACCCUUCUCUGAAAAGCAAGUAUCCCUCUUUUGCCUGUUUUCUGUGCUUUUCUAUAUUUUUUUAUCUCUCACACUUUCAACAUCGUUUUCAAUUAAACCAGUUUCUUGGAAGCAGUUUAACUGAGCAGUCACUUUUCAAAUUAGUUUCUCUUUUUCACAGGUCCAAUACACUAAAUACCUCAUUCAUUUUUCCAUCAGGCACUCACCAAGAUAACUACACGGCGCAGUGGUUUAAACGCUGCGAGGACCCCGCCACAGGUGAAUUCACUCACAUUUAUAAGGGAGGCUACUGGGAGGCCAAGGAGAAAGGCAGCUGGGAGUCCUGUCCCGAAAUAUAC